CUCCGUGGGUCUCCCCCCCACCCGCCCGCCCCCCACACCCGCCCGGCCGCGUCCCGCCGAGAGCCGCGAGGUUUUUCCUUUGAGGCGAAAUUUCGUCGCUGACAAAGAGUCAAUCUCCGAUGUGUGAAACUAGCGCGCGCAGUACGAGCUUAGCGGGAUCGAUAAGACGCGCGUCGCGGCGUGUGUAAGGAAAGGGGGGGCCGUUAACCGACGCGUCAAAAUUUUGUUUUGCGAAAUUCUCGAUUCAACCCUCAAUCGCCGCGGCCUACACCGAAGCACCGCAGCCUCGCUCCCAGGUCAACUCUCAAAAUCGCGCGAGCGAAUACAAGCGGCAGGGCUGCGAAGCGAUCACUCGACGAUCCCGGCUGUCGCCGAGGGCGUUUUUAAUCAAGGAAAGUCGUCGCGGCGUCGGCCGCCGUCUUCGUUCACCUGCGAGGUUCGGCCUAGUCCGGGCCGGGGCAGCCUCGGAUUCGCCUGGCGGCUCUGCCCGCUUGGGUGGUGCUCGGGCCGGCUGGGGAGGCGGAACCGACCGGAGGCGCCAUCGCUUCAAUCCCGUCGGUCUCCCUCGUACGGGCGGUGGACGUGCUGGAGUGGACGGUGACGCGGAUGGACGGGGGCGUGGGGGAGCUGGUCACCAUCAACGGCCACCACGCUGCCAUGGGAGGCACCGGCGACGACGACGAUGGGGACGGCGGCGCCCAAGCCCAGGGGCACGCGCUCGACCCCUACGGCACCCAGGGGAUGCUGGAGGGCGACGACUCCUCGCCGUCGUCGGGCGAUGACGACAACGCCUACGACGACUCGGACAUCCUCAACGCCACGGUGGCCGACGAGGUGACGGCCCACCUUGCCGCAGCCGGACCCGUGGGGAUGGCGGCGGCGGCCGCCGUGGCGACGGGGAAGAAGAGGAAGCGACCGCACAUCUUCGAAUCGAACCCCUCGAUCCGUAAACGACAACAGACGCGGCUACUCCGGAAGCUUCGGAGCGUGAUUGACGAGUACACGACGCGUGUGGGGCAGCAGGCCGUGGUCCUCUGCCUCUCGCCCUCAAAACCCAACCCCAUCUUCAAAGUCUUUGGAGCCGCGCCACUCGAGAACGUGGUGCGCAAGUACAAGAACGUGAUGCUGAGCGACCUGGAGCUGGCGCUGACGGAGCACGCGCCCACGCAGAGCGACCUCCACCCCGAGCUGCCGCCCCUCACUAUCGACGGCAUCCCCGUGUCCGUCGACAAGAUGACGCAGGCCCAGCUGCGGGCCUUCAUCCCCGAGAUGCUGAAGUUCUCGACGAGCCGCGGGAAGCCGGGCUGGGGCAAGGAGACGUGCAGGCCCAUGUGGUGGCCGCCCGAGGUGCCGUGGGCCAACGUGCGGUCGGACGUGCGCUCGGAGGACCAGAAGCAGAGGGUGUCGUGGACGCACGCCCUGCGCACCGUGGUGAAGAACUGCUACAAGCACCACGGGCGCGAGGACCUGCUCUACGCCUUCGACGAGUCGGCGCUGGCCACGCUGACAACGCCGCACGGCGCCGGGGCCGCCUCGCACACGCUCACCGCGCAGCUCGUGCACCCGCAGGCCAUGGUGCAGGCCAUCAGCCCCGACGGCGUCGUCUCGCUCAUCCAGGUGGACGCUGGCACGGCUGCUGCCCUGGCGGAGAGUGGGGAGCUGCCCCAGACGGUGACGGUCACCCAGGUCUCCUACCCUCCCAACUGCUCCGACGGGGAGGUGGGGCGCGACUGGACGACGCUUCACAACGCCGAGAUGACGCUUCACGCCUCGCAGGACGCGUCGCAUGCCGUGGCCACCCUCGCCGAGGUGGCGGCCGCCUCGCAGCGCGGCGACGGCGGCCGCCACCCCACCACCGUAACCAUGGCAAUUAACAGUGACGGCGUGGUGCACGCCGUCACGACGCUCUCGGAGGCGUCGCUGCAGGACGGGCAGCUCGUGCUGUCGGGAGACGGGACCACGCUCACCACCGUGCACCACCACAACGGCAUCCCGAUCCCCGUGAGCGUGUACCCGACGAUGUUGGGCGGCCACGCCGUCACCGUGACGCCCGUCUCCACGGCGCACGGCGACGUCGCCAUGGAAACCUUCACCGUGACGCCCGUCACCUCGGUGCUGUCGUCCAGCGGCGAGUCUAUCACCAUGGAAACCAGCUCAUCGACCAAGAUCUCCAUGGUUACGCCCAGCAUGGAGAUCGUGAGUCUGAGGCCGACUUAGCUCUACGUGGAGACGCGUGGGAUUCGUCCAAGCGAAAUGGGAAAGGAAACCGUGAAGGUGAAAGGGAAAUGGAAUUUUGAAUCGAAUGGACUCAGUCGCUCGACUUCCCGGCACAAGAGACUCUACCAGAUCAUGUGUGUGCGUACGUGUAUGUGUGUGUGCACGCAGCCUCAGUCUGUUCAUCCGCACAAAGCCAAGAAGUUUUUCCUCGCCGCCACGCUUCCAAAUUUGACAACAAAAAAAAGUCUACAAAAAUAAAAAGCUGAGACUUCCGAGUGAAUUGCGCGCGGCACGAAAAACAUUUUGUCCGGAGAGAUUUUCCGCCCAAAGCAAACGGUGAACAUGAGUUUUGCGAAAUGGAACAUGGACUCCGAACGGACGUUGAUUUUGGCAUUCAUAUGUUUGUUUAUUUCCGCGCAAUAUGCAAGGGGGGGCGGUGAAGCAGAGCACGGCGGAGAGCCGAUCAUCCAGCGGCCGCCACACGCUCCGACUCUGGACUCAGAACUCAUCAUAAUUAAUUAUUACGUUAGGGUGGGGGGUGGGGGAUGCUCCCCCCCCCCCCCACCGCACACGUGACCCCCCCCACCUCCAUAUUUAAUGAAGUUCCAGAGCAAAAAAAUCUGGGGGCGAGGAGGCAGGGACUUUCUCUCCUGCACCUGCGGUGUAACCCAUAAGGUCCAGCGAGAUCGCAUUGGACAUUGCCGAUUUGACGAUCUCGCUUGGCGCCUCCGAGCGUUUGACACAAACGUACGCGGGCGGGGAGAUGGGCUCCCCUCAGACCCCCGCGACACACGCAACCCAGGACCCCCCCCCCUCCACGCAAGUAGGACCGCUUGCGUGGGGGGGGAGGGUGGUAGGCGGGCGGCGGGGGAUGGAGUGACGUGGGCGGCCACGCUCGCCCUGGCGCCCGUCCGUAGCCCGCGGCCGGCGCCGCGUGUCGCUGUAAAUGUUUUGCUCGAUCGAUGCGUUGUGUACAGUCCCUUCUCCCCGUUAUUCGGUCUCUCUCUCUCUCUCUGUGUAACAUAGUCCGGUGACGUACGUCUUUUGUAGGUUUAUUUUAUUAUUGUUGUUAAUAUUGAUGAUGAUAAUAAGAAUUUUGUUAUUGUUUACUUUGCGUUUUUCGUGUCAUUUUUAAACUAGCAAUUCACGUGAAUUAUACAUGUUUAUAAAAAAAAAACCUGUCCCCCUGUCUUUUGCAAACCAUUGUAUGCCCAACAUAAAAUAGAAGCGUUUUUUUUUCUUUUACAUCGUUGAGGCGUCAGCUCACCGCACCUGUCAGCUCUGCCUUUUCCGUCGUCGCCACCACCAUCGUCAUCAUCCACGUGCUAUCCACUGCUGGGUGAAGGCCCGCCUCCGUCACCAUUCCUCACGCGCUUGCGAUGCUGUGAUCCAUCUCCUGCGUGCGAGCCGAUCUCGUGGCUCCCAUCUCCGCCCUGGUCGGUCUCUCGGGCCGUGGCAACACCCCUUCUUGGGUUGCCGUUCCGUCGCCAGCCUUGUCCGCCGACCGCCGCACCCUUACUCGUAAUGCGCUCCAUUGCGGCCCACUUUGCUUCGUAACGGCGCAAGCCAAUUCUCCUCCUACCCAUAUCUGUCCCUUCGCGUAAAAAAAAUAUUAAGUAUUUAUGACGUGUCGCAUUGGCCGCACGGCCUUCUGGGAGUGCGUGAAUUUGAGCAGCGUUGGUUGAGUUGAACUAGGACCUUGCCGAUAAAACAUCUGGCGGAUCACCAGCAUUGGUUCAAGCCAAGCCUGACUGCUGCUGAGACCCUCCCGACGACAACGGUUUUGCUCGUGUUGAACCGCUGCUGCCGAAAUUAUGGACUCCCAGAAGGCUGUGUUGGCUGAUGGGGAUGUGUAAUAACAAACAAACGUGGAGCGACAGGUAUGGAAAUGAGAAUUGGAGGCUUAUUUAUUUUGUUAUUUAUAUUCUCCACAACUUAACGCUAAUUAUUAUUUUGCACUUUCCUUCACAUUCGCUAUGAUGUCUCUCAUUUGCAUUCUCCAAAUUUUUGAAACCCCCUCCCCUUUCAUCCCUGCUACUUUUACCGACCGUUACAUUAAAGUUCCCCGGUACGA
Petromyzon marinus (sea lamprey) is the source of this 4291-nucleotide messenger RNA. Its product is annotated as nuclear respiratory factor 1. NCBI's taxonomy places the organism in Eukaryota, Metazoa, Chordata, Hyperoartia, Petromyzontiformes, Petromyzontidae. The record is from RefSeq and is a predicted model, not a curated record. Gene Ontology annotation, molecular function: DNA-binding transcription factor activity. Gene Ontology annotation, biological process: regulation of transcription by RNA polymerase II.